ACACACACACAUGCUUGCACACUCGCACACACACACGUUGCACGACACACACCUUUCGGCUGGUCUGACCCACAGGAGGACAGGCAGGGAAACCUUCUCAGGCACAGCACAGGACGGAGACUGCGGUGCACUUGUUAUCACAACACAGGUGAUUGAAACUGGAAACCUGGACUUGUGGUCGUGCAAGGAGUCACCUCCCCUUUACAGGAGACUUCAAAUCCAGAGCUACACGAUUGCUUCUGUGCCAACGCAGAGUGGAGAUUUAGGGUUUGGGCGGGAGUCCAGCUCCUCCACCAGCACUGCUCGGAAGUAACAACGGAAUUCCAAAAAAAGGGCUCCGUUUACACAGACUUUUUUUUUUUUACCCUGCUACCUCUGUAAAAACCUUACCUCGUUCUUCUUCUUCACCGUCCUGGCCACGUGUUUGAGUUCUCACUCCUGUUAUUUGGACCCACGUCGACUCAUCUCAAUAUGAACUCCUCCAACUCCAUCACGUCGCUGUUCUCUUUCACGAGCCCGGCCGUGAAGCGCCUGUUGGGCUGGAAGCAAGGUGAUGAAGAGGAGAAGUGGGCGGAGAAGGCCGUGGACUCUCUGGUGAAGAAGCUGAAGAAGAAGAAGGGGGCAAUGGAGGAGCUGGAGAGGGCGCUCAGCUGCCCGGGACAGCCCAGCAAGUGCGUUACGAUUCCUCGGUCACUGGACGGGAGGCUGCAGGUGUCACACAGAAAGGGUUUGCCCCACGUCAUCUACUGCAGAGUCUGGCGCUGGCCCGACCUGCAGUCCCACCACGAGCUCAAAGCCCUGGAGUGCUGCGAGUUCCCCUUCGGCUCCAAGCAGAAGGACAUCUGCGUCAACCCGUACCACUACAGGCGCGUGGAGACACCUGUGCUGCCACCGGUUCUGGUCCCACGCCACAGCGAGUUUAACCCUCAGCACAGUUUACUGGCAAAGUUCAGGAACGCCUCUUUGCACAACGAGCCUCUGAUGCCCCAGAAUGCCACUUACCCGGACUCCUUUCCUCCGCUGCCCUGCUCCACCUUCUCCUCCUCCACCACCACCUCGUCCUCGCUCGCCCAGUCUCCCGCCUCACAGAGUUACCCCAGCUCCCCCAACAGCUCGACAGAACCUGGCAGUCCGUAUCACAUCACAGCAGAGACUCCUCCACCUCCGUACAGCAUGAUGGAGACGAGCCCUCCAGAGGAUGUGAAGCCCAACAACUCCACAGCAACCACUAAACUUAUGUUUUCCGCCCCACACACAGAUUUACGGCCCGUGUGCUACGAGGAGCCGGAGUACUGGUGUUCCAUCGCGUACUACGAGCUCAACAACCGCGUGGGCGAGACCUUCCACGCGUCAUCGCGCAGCGUCCUGGUGGACGGCUUCACGGACCCGUCCAACAACAAGAACCGCUUCUGCCUCGGCCUGCUGUCCAACGUCAACCGCAACUCGACCAUCGAACACACACGCAGGCACAUAGGCAAAGGUUUACACCUGUACUACGUAGGCGGCGAGGUGUACGCCGAGUGUCUGAGCGACAGCAGCAUCUUCGUCCAGAGCCGCAACUGUAACUUCCAACACGGCUUCCACCCCACCACCGUGUGUAAGAUCCCCAGCGGCUGCAGCCUGAAGAUCUUCAACAACCAGCUGUUUGCGCAGCUCCUCGCGCAGUCUGUCAAUCACGGCUUCGAGGUCGUCUACGAGCUCACGAAGAUGUGCACCAUUCGGAUGAGCUUCGUCAAGGGCUGGGGCGCCGAAUACCAUCGUCAAGACGUAACCAGCACCCCCUGCUGGAUCGAGGUGCAUCUGCACGGGCCCCUGCAGUGGCUCGACAAGGUCCUCACACAGAUGGGCUCCCCACACAAUCCCAUUUCCUCGGUGUCCUAACACGAAAACACUUGCACACUUUUCGAAAGUGUGUACUCCUGGUCCUCAACACAGGUAGUCGUAGAUUCUGUACGCUCUUCUAUGUCCGGGUUUUCAGUCCCUACUGUCCUCCUCUUGACAUCUCACACUAAAUAAGGGGGGGAUAUCAGUUACGGCUUCAUCAUAUCGUGCAGCAGAACUGAAAUUGAUUUACGUUAUUUACAAAUCAAUGUUCUUUAAUUUCAGUAUAAGAACAUUUAACUUCUCCCUGUGUUCACUCCACUCCAAGACAUGAAGAAUUUGGGAUAUGUAGGUACUCAAGAUUGUGUAUUAUGAAUGUUAUUGCUGUUGUAUGCAUUUCCUGAUGUUUUACUGAAUGUACUAGUUGCUUUUUUUCUUCAUUCCAUUAAAGUGUUUUUUUCUUUAA
Solea senegalensis (Senegalese sole) is the source of this 2287-nucleotide messenger RNA. It is a transcript of the gene smad9, whose product is annotated as SMAD family member 9. The transcript is spliced from 8 exons. Gene Ontology annotation, cellular component: heteromeric SMAD protein complex. The record is from RefSeq and is a predicted model, not a curated record. Gene Ontology annotation, molecular function: DNA-binding transcription factor activity, RNA polymerase II-specific; I-SMAD binding; RNA polymerase II cis-regulatory region sequence-specific DNA binding. The coding region runs from base 472 to 1881 and encodes 469 amino acids. Lineage: Eukaryota; Metazoa; Chordata; Actinopteri; Pleuronectiformes; Soleidae. Gene Ontology annotation, biological process: BMP signaling pathway; anatomical structure morphogenesis; cell differentiation.